AUGGGGGAACAUAAAGGCUCGGAACCACACGGUCUGCAUAAUGGACAUUACAAAGCGGGCGCAGCAUCAAACCUGCUUGCUUGCUGCGACACGAUCUUUCGCUCUAUCCCUUUUGCAACUGGAUUUGUCCCAGCCCAAUGGCGCCAUUUGCUCAAUUUUGCGAUUGAAAAGAAACCAGGCAAGAUUUGGGUGGACCUGAUGCGCACGAUCCAAAUGAUGAACUCUGAACUCCAAGCCAACAACAAAAGGGUGGGGAAAUCGGCCAUGGCCUAUGCCGAGAAGCACAAACUGAUCCCAUCAGGGCAACAUGGUUCUCGCAAGCGUCACCAGGCCAUUGAUCUGGCCCUUACUACUAAGCGGCUCACUUGGGACCUUCUACAUCUGCAACGCCGUCCCACCGGGUGGAUAUCCAGUGAUGCCAAGUCCUGCUUUGACCGCAUUGUCCACUGGGUGGCAAUCAUUAGCCUGAUGCGCUUUGGGAUUCAAUGGCGUACCCUUCGCUCCAUGUUUGACACCCUGAUGAAGUCUAAACACCGGGUGCGUACAGGGUUUGGUGAUUCCGACCGCGUCUUUACUCCUCCGACCCUGAUCCCAUUCCAAGGAUGUGGACAAGGCAAUGGAGCAGGACCUCCUAUCUGGGUGGCAAUUAGCUCCAUUCUCUUGGGGAUGAUGAUUAGCAAAGGCUUUGGCUUUGACUUUCUGAUGUCAAUAUCUUGGGCUCCGCUCUUGGCCGAUUGCUUUUGUUUUGUCGAUGACACUGAUGUCUGCCAAGCUGCACCAUCCCCUGACCAGUCUGGGGAAUCUAUUGUCCCAGCGGUGGCCAAAGCACUGCAAUGGUGGUCCAACGGCGUUCGCCUUACUGGUGGCGCCAUCCGACCAGAUAAAUCCUUUUGGUAUCUGAUCAACUUCAAGUGGAACUCGCAACUAGGUGUAUGGCAAUUCCGGAAGAAGCGAGAUUUUAAACCAUCUCUUCUUCCAACAGGCAUGUCGGAAAUUGCGGUUGAAUUGGAUGAUCUGGAUGGCACCUCUGUGCAUCUAAAGUGGCUCGAAGCGGAUGAAUCGGCCAAGACGUUGGGUAUUCUGAUGUCCCCCUGCUCCAACAGUAAAGCUCAACUCGUGGUUAUGCAAGGGAAGGCAAAAGCAUGGGCGGACUAG
Messenger RNA from Cylindrotheca closterium, 1155 nucleotides. The record is from the annotation of a GenBank genome assembly. NCBI's taxonomy places the organism in Eukaryota, Bacillariophyta, Bacillariophyceae, Bacillariales, Bacillariaceae.